Chelonus insularis is the source of this 4348-nucleotide messenger RNA. It is a transcript of the gene Ptpmeg2, whose product is annotated as Protein tyrosine phosphatase Meg2. Gene Ontology annotation, biological process: protein dephosphorylation. The transcript has 9 exons. Bases 251 to 2233 code for a protein of 660 amino acids. Lineage: Eukaryota; Metazoa; Arthropoda; Insecta; Hymenoptera; Braconidae. Gene Ontology annotation, molecular function: protein tyrosine phosphatase activity. The record is from RefSeq and is a predicted model, not a curated record.
UAUGACUAACUAAGCACGAACAAGUGUUGAUGUCACAUAUUUAAAAACGUGGUAAUCGCAUGAUGAACUUGUAAAUUUUUUCCUUCCACUCAUUUUUUUAAACAUCAAGUGGUCUUCCACUUUGUGUCUUAAUAAUGAAGUGACAAUAAUGACUUUAGAUAUUUAAAAUUAAAAAACUUUUAAGAAUGUUUUCCAUUUGACAUUUUAAUUAAUAAUAACUGCUCGCGUGGUGUGUUUGUGUUGAGAAAAAAUGGCAGCCGCUUUAACCGUAGAACAGGAACAAGCAACGAAAGAGUUUAUAGAGGCUGUAAACAAGUGUCGUGCAGGCAGAAGAGCAAGUCCAGUUUCCUGGAGCACAGCAGUUAAAUUUUUGGCUGCACGUAAAUUCGAAGUAUCACGGGCUUUAGUGCUUUACGAACAACACGAAGCAACAAGACGUCGUGAGGGUCUCGCUGCAUUACAUCCAACUCAGGAGCCACUUCUCUCUGAGUUGCGAACUGGGAAAUUUACUGUUCUGCCAUCUAGAGAUGCCACAGGUGCAGCCAUAGCUAUUUUUACAGCACAUCUACAUCUUCCACAAUGUACAACGCAUCAGACAACAUUACAGGGAGUAGUUUAUCAACUAGAUGCUGCAUUGGAAAGUGCUGAAACUCAAAAGCACGGAUUAGUUUUCAUUUAUGACAUGUCCGACAGCAAAUAUCAGAAUUUUGAUUAUGAUUUGUCACAAAAAAUUCUUACAUUGCUAAAGGGAGGCUAUCCAGCUAAAUUGAAGAAGGUUCUCAUUGUCACUGCACCACUUUGGUUUAAAGCACCUUUUAAGAUCCUCCGGCUAUUUGUUAGAGAGAAACUCAGGGAUCGUGUAUUUACUGUGUCUAUUCCUCAGUUAACACUUCAUAUACCACGGGAUUCUUUACCACGACGUUUAGGUGGUACUUUGGAAAUUCAGCAUGAAGCCUGGUUGCUCCAUUGUCUCAAGUCCAUGACGAAUCGAAGUGGAGGUGAACUUUGUGAGGUUACCCCACAAGUGGGUAGUCCUCUGUUGUCGACGAUAAAAUCAACCAUAAGUGUCAAUCAAAAUCCAGACAAUCUAAAUAUAAGUAAUCCUACAAGUCCUGUGACUGAAAAACAUAAAAUAAAAAAUGGUAAUGUGACGAUUGGAGAUAUUGAAAUAACAAAUGGAGAUUGUUGGAUUGCAAGUGAUGAAGCUCCAUCUCCUAUUCAACCACCCUCGUCAGCGAGUUCUGGAUUCAGCGACGAUGACAGCCUCCAUGGAGACUUGGGAGUGCAGGCUCUCACCAUGGAACAACUUAUUGAAGCUAUUCAUUCUCGUGGAAGAGAUGGACUUGUCGCUGAAUAUACGGAAAUAAGACAAAGACAGCCUGAUGGAACUUUUAACAAUGCUAAGUUAAAACAAAAUCAGCCGAAAAAUCGUUAUACUGAUGUACUUUGCUAUGAUCAUUCGAGAGUAUGUUUAUCUCAAGUUGAAGGUGAUGCUACGACAGAUUAUAUUAAUGCCAAUUUUGUUGAUGGCUAUAAACAAAAGAAUGCAUUCAUCAGCACUCAAGGACCAUUACCAAAAACCUGUGGAGAUUUUUGGCGAAUGAUAUGGGAGCAACAAACUCUUGUUGUUGUUAUGACUACUCGCGUUAUCGAACGUGGACGUACAAAAUGUGCUCAAUAUUGGGGUCCUGAACCAGGAGAUGAAGUUUCAGCAGGCGGAUUUACAGUGACAACACUUGAUGUUGAAACAAAUCCAGAUUAUACAAUAUCAAUGUUACUUUUGACCAAUAACAAGACUGAAGAAACUCGAGAAGUUUGUCACAUGUUAUAUACUGCUUGGCCAGAUUAUGGGGUUCCUCAAUCAGCAACAGCACUUUUACAGUUUCUUUCACUAGUGAGACAACAACAAACAAAAAUGUUAGCAAAUAGAGGCGACACAUGGGCUGGUCAUCCACGAGGUCCACCAAUUGUCGUACAUUGUAGUGCUGGAAUCGGACGAACUGGAACAUUUUGUACUCUGGACAUUUGCAUAUCUCGCCUAGAAGACACUGGAACAGUUGAUAUACGUGGUACAGUGGAAAAAAUUCGAGCACAGCGAGCUUACAGUAUUCAAAUGCCAGAUCAGUAUGUAUUUUGUCAUCGUGCUCUAGCAGAGUAUGCGUUGUCAAGAGGAAUGUUAAAUCCUCAUCAUCUUGCCAUGCUACCACCUACUGUUGAGGAUGAUUCUGAAUAGGUUACCAAGUUAGUAUUAGAUACAAUCGAUAUAUUCCAGAAUUGUUCCUUCCUACUACUAUUAAUCUUUUUAUAUUAAUCAGAUUACUCUCGUUCUUUGUCUUUCGGAAUCAAUAUUGUUUUCUUUGUGUAAUUUCUGAUUAUUUUAAAAUUCUAGUCUCAUCAAAAAAAAAAAAACAAUUGUCAAUAAGAAACGUCAAAAAUUAUUUAAAAAAAAAAAAAGAUUUUUUGUGUAACAAAUUUGUUGUGUGUAAAUUUUGAAAAAAUGAAUUAAAAUCCAGAUAAAAUAAUUUUACAAAUAUAUAUUUAAGCUUUUUUUUUAUUUCAAAAUUAUAAACAUUACAAAUGUGUAUAAGUCUAAGAAGAAUUCAUUAAAAUAAAACUAAUCAUUAAUAAUUCAUUGUCAUUGUUAAAAUUUAGAUUUUACAUCUAAAAAAUAAAUUAAAAAAAAAAAAAAACAAAUCCUGUGAUCUCUUUUAAAGUUACACAAAAAAUUGUGGAUGAAACUAAAUAAAAAGAAAAAAACAAAUGUCGAGAAAAGAAAACGAUAUCAAAAAAAAGAAAAAUAUAUUAAAUAAAUAUGAAUAUUUUUCAAAUAAACAUUUAUCUAUAUUGCGGAAUUAGCUAUUUUAGUUUUUUUGUAGAUUCCGAUAAACUUAUGUUACAAAAUGAGAGAGAGUAAAUCUUAGAAAUAUCCAUUCAUCAUAUAAGAACUUUUGUUUUUUCUAUCAUACAUAAAUGUUUUAUUUACACUGCAAGUCUAAUAUUUCCAAAGUGUGUUAUAAUAACACACAUAAAAUAUAUUUAAUAUAAACUUCCUGUAAUUGAAUUAUAUGAUUUGCAGUGUAGUCAUGGUCAUUUGGUAUAUUAUUACCAUAACAUUUUUAAUAGUAAAAAAAUCCUUUACUGAUUAUGUUUAUAUUUUUUACAAAACUUAUUGCUUAUUUUAUUGCUUUCUAGUAUGAAAAUUAUUUGAUUUUAUUUAGUUAUCAGUGAUUUUUAUUAUUCACCAUAAUGUGAUGUUGGAUGUUUCAAUAAAAGUCAGGCAUCUUAUGUGAUGAAUAUAAUAUCUGUGAAAUAAAAACGAUAGAUGUGAAAAUGUAUAAUCCUAAAUUUUUUCAAUUGUAAAACUGAAUUUUUAUGAGUAUCAAUAAGUUAUGCAGUUAUUGUUAAAUUGAUAAUUAAAUGAUAAAUAAUUCAUACUUAAUGAUGAUUUUAAUAGAGGAUGAAUAUUAUUAUAAUUGUUAUAUUAAAUUGAUGUAAAUUUUCCAAAUGUCCAAUAACUGCAUAGUUUAAUUAACUUUAUUGUAUUCUUUUUAUUUAAACACAUUUAAUAAUAUGUAAGGGCAUAAUUAAUUAUAAUUAAUUCAUUUAUUUAUUUAUGUAUUUGCUUUCAUUCAAUAAUUACGUUCUGAACGUUGUUGUAAUAUUUACAAGACUCUGGGAUCAGUAUUGUUCUUAUGUGUUUUAAACACACUUUUUCACUAUGUCAAAAAAAAAUUAUUGUUUUAUUAAUAUACAAUAGAAUUUUCAUACGUUAUAUAGUUUAUUUAUUCAUGAUUUUAUUUUAUUAACAAAGUAUAAUUAGUCCGUAGCAGAAGUAAUUGAAAUGGCAUUAUAAUUAAAUAUAAUUGGAUAGAAGUUAACUUUUUACAAACAUUGAAUAAUACCUAAUUCAAUAUAUUUAUUGAAUAUAAAUAAAACUAGAAGAGAGUUGAUAAGAUACUUUUGCUAAAGACUCGUUAUAUAUACAUAUUUUUUUUUUCACUACAAGAACUAGUUGUGGUAGGGAAAUUUAAUAUUUAUGUUCUUAGAAAAUGAAAAAAAAUGAUUAACAUUGUUAUGUUUAUAUGAUUAUUAUUAUUAUUAUUAUUAUUAUUAUUAUUAUUAUUAUUAUUAUUAAUGUAAUGCUUUACAUUAUUAUGGCUAUUAUUGUAACUCUUUUUAUCACUAUUAUUUUGAUUAAUUAUUGUGAAAAAUAUUUCUGUAAUUCUAGACAAUUAAUGUCGAUGUCACAUACCGGAAAAAAAUGAAGUAAAUAAAGAUGCUUUGUAUUUCGCAAUUGAGUAGAAACUGUCCAUUAAAAUUAUACGGAAAAAUGUACAACAUUUUCAAA